This is a messenger RNA of Harpia harpyja (harpy eagle), 1375 nucleotides long. It is a transcript of the gene FAM168A, whose product is annotated as family with sequence similarity 168 member A. The record is from RefSeq and is a predicted model, not a curated record. Gene Ontology annotation, biological process: positive regulation of base-excision repair. Lineage: Eukaryota; Metazoa; Chordata; Aves; Accipitriformes; Accipitridae. The transcript has 9 exons. Bases 373 to 1080 code for a protein of 235 amino acids.
CCGUGGAGGUGCUCGGGCUGACCCUUGUCACGAGGCGAGAGACGUGCGAUGUCCUGCCAAUCUCCUCCUCCCAACGCUGGUACGACAAAGAAGUAUUUGACGCAUCCCCUGGAAAACCGUGUUAUUAGCCAGCGUGCUCGGGGAGGAGUGACUCUUGCAUCGCUUUCAAAGUGCAAACGAGGUGAUUUUUCUACAGUGCCGCCUUUGAUUUAUUUGCGGGUGAGAUCGUGCGUCUGAGAAGAAGCUGGCUGUGAAGGAGAGAGCUGUGGAAUGCUGUGAAGACUCACUGCCCUGCAGCCGUAGGCAGACUCCUCUCCGGAUUAUCUCCUUCCGAAGGAAGCUCGUAUCCAAGAGAGUUCCCCGUCUUCCACCAUGAACCCUGUUUACAGCCCCGUCCAACCUGGGGCUCCCUAUGGAAACCCGAAGAACAUGGCGUAUACAGGUUAUCCGACGGGCUAUCCCACCGCUGCCCCAGCCUACAACCCAAACAUGUAUCCAACCAGCAGCCCCGGCUAUGCCCCAGCUACACUUCUGAUGAAGCAAGCCUGGCCACAGACCUCUUCCUCCUGUGCCACGGAGGGCACCUUCCACCUCCCGGUGGACACCGGGACCGAGAACAGAACUUAUCAGGCUUCUUCUGCAGCAUUCAGGUACACUGCGGGGACUCCCUACAAGGUCCCACCGACCCAGAGUAACAACGCACCUCCUCCCUACUCGCCAUCUCCGAAUCCAUACCAAACCGCUAUGUACCCCAUCAGAAGUGCCUAUCCACAGCAGAACCUGUACACCCAGGGAGCUUAUUAUACCCAGCCAGUGUACGCGGCACAGCCUCACGUUAUCCAUCACACCACCGUGGUUCAGCCCAACAGCAUCCCAUCGGCCAUCUAUCCGGCCCCGGUCGCUGCGCCCAGGACCAACGGUGUGGCCAUGGGGAUGGUCGCUGGGACCACCAUGGCAAUGUCAGCAGGAACCUUGUUGACCACCCCACAACACACCGCCAUCGGAGCACAUCCAGUUUCCGUGCCAACAUACAGGGCUCAAGGAACCCCCACCUACAGCUACGUACCUCCACACUGGUAAAUCCACUGGCCAGUUCAUAUCCGGAGUCAAACAUUGUAUGCAACUACACAAGUCUUACAUCGGUGCUGUGGCCGCUGUACUGCAGCACCUUGUCUGUUUGCAAGAACAAAAGAAAAAAAAAAAGUGCAAGGGUCACUUUAUGCAUUCUUUAGUGGUUUUUGUAAAAGCUGCUUUUUCUAAUCUUCUGCCUCUUUUUUUUUUUUCCUCUCCCCCUUCCUCCUCCCCAACCCACAUAAAUUGUGUAACACACAUACUGACACUGAGCAAUAGUAAAGUUCUCUCUUUGGUCCUAUCA